This is a messenger RNA of Cololabis saira (Pacific saury), 2571 nucleotides long. Its product is annotated as spindlin-1-like. The record is from RefSeq and is a predicted model, not a curated record. Gene Ontology annotation, biological process: gamete generation. The transcript has 5 exons. Bases 202 to 909 code for a protein of 235 amino acids. NCBI's taxonomy places the organism in Eukaryota, Metazoa, Chordata, Actinopteri, Beloniformes, Belonidae.
CACGCCGAAAAUAGAGCUAUUAACACGCCCCUGCUCUCGGUGUGUGUACGCUGCCAUUAGAGGAAGAGAAUACAUGGUUAUGUGGACACCUCUUCACCUACAGCAACAUCUGCAUUGAGCAGACAGACGAGUGUUAGGGAUAACCUACAGUGUGAGGUGUAGCAUCUAGUGCGGGACAGUAUUCUUGGAAUUUCUGGAGGCAUGUCCAAGAAAAGGGGCAGAAAGCGGAGCAGUGGGGAACUGAGUGAAACCAUAACCACGGACCCUAACUGCAUUCUGGGACAGCGCAUUCAACACAAUUGGCGAGAGAGGGGGAACCAGAGCAAAUGGAAGGGAACCGUACUUGACAGACUUAGUGUCAAUCCCUCUCUCUUCAUGGUGAAAUAUGAUGGCUUUGACUGUGUCUAUGGGAUUGAGCUGUUCAAGGAUGAUAGAGUUUCCAACCUGCAAGUGUUGACAGAAAAAGUUGUAAACAACAAAAUCAAGAUCCCCCCAGGGGUGGAGGAGCUGGUGGGCAAAGCUGUGGAGCAUCUGUUUGAAAAGGAGGAUGGAGAGAAGAAUGAAUGGAGAGGCAUGGUCCUCUCCAGAGCUCCAGUCAUGACCAACUGGUAUUAUAUCACUUAUGAAAAGGACCCUGUUCUUUAUAUGUACCAGCUAUGGGAUGACUACGCGGAUGGAGAUCUCAGGAUUUUGCCUGAAGCAGAGAACAAGCACCUGCUGCCUGCAGACAGAAAGCCAGGAGAAGAAACAGAGAGUCUGGUCGGGAAACAAGUGGAAUAUGUUACUGACAAGGGUGUGAAGAGAACCGGCCUGGUCAUCUACCAGGUCCCAGCUAAGCCCUCAGUAUACUACAUCAAAUAUGAUGAUGACUUUCAUAUUCAUGUCUAUGACUUGGUCAAAACCACCUAGAGAAACUGGAGACUUGUCAUCGCUCUCUCUAGCCUCCUUUCAUUUGCUUCUGAUCCACCUGUUAUCUGUUAUUUAAAGCCAUGGAUGAAGAGCGAAUGUGCUUUAUUGUUCAAAAGUCAGUGCAAUUUCAUUUUUUAUGCACAGCAAAACUGUAGCACUGCUAUGCUUGGCUCUUUUUGUUUCAUUUUCCCAUUGAUGGGGAAAAGUCUGAUUGUUUUAUCGUGGCUGCUUUCCUUUGUAGAUAACUUUUAAGUUUCAGUCUAAGGUUGCACUGCUAUCAGCUGUGCAGUUGUCACUGCAUUUGCUCCGUCACCACUGAUCAGUCUGUAAAGUGGUUCUCUUAAUCAAAACCAAUAACUGAAAUCCGUGCAGAACAUGUUAAGACAGAUUCUUUGGUUUUGUUGAAAUAGUUAAUACGCUCGGUAUACAGGUUUCUUUUUUAAUCGAUGCUUUCAUACACUUGCAUUAUCACUUUAUUGAAUCCCCUUUCUUGUCAAAUGCCAAUGUAUGCCUGAAUCUUUGCACCAUGUUUAGUAUUGUAACAUUCAUAGUUGUGGUAUUUGAAUUGACAAUGUACUACAUCAUGUGAUUCUUGCUUGGCUUCAGUUCUUGUGUCACCAAAGGUUGCGUUUCACAAAUGCUCCAUAUGUUUAUAUCACAAGGAACUCUAGAACAUUUGUGCUCACAAGUAAGAUGGUAUAUUUGCAUUUGAAUUUAAACGCACACUAUUCAUAAAGUGCCUUCUGGCUCAUCAUAUUGUACACAUUUCUCUUGAUGGUCUGUGCUCUUAAUGAAUCUUUGCAUAUGAGGGUAAAUAUUUAGUUUUCAUUCCCAAGUAGAAACACUGAAAGAGCCAUCAGUGUGUUAUAGUAACGCAGAAUAUCUUUUCCGGAGCUAAUCUUCAUCAUUGGUUGUAUAAUCUCAUUGUUGAUAUUGUUAGUAGCACUUUAGUGUGGGAAGUUUACAUAUUUAGGUUUAGGUACAGUAUAAUGUUUCCGCUAAAAUGCUUAUCCAUUCAAUUUAAAUGUUGCGGUAUUAUACUUUAAAAUAACACGCAUGAAGAAAAAAAAAUGCGGCACUACAUUCAGUUAACAGUAUUUAAUCUGUAAAACUUGUGUAUAUUUCUCUGUAAUGUUGCUUGUGUUUAAUCCAAUUUACAAACAUCUUGUUGUGAAAAUAUAAAUACUUAAAAUUAAAACAGAAUAUUUCAAGACCAUAAUCUUCUACCACAAACUUGUUAACCUUAAAUAUCAGUGACUCUGGUUUUUAAAAUGUCUUACUUAGACUUUUUUUUUUUUUGCAGAAUGGUUUCAUUUAAACUUUAUUGGUGUCGUAUUGAAUUGAUCUCAGCUUUUCAGACAUUUAAAGUUUGCAUAUCCUUUAACCUUUUUCCUGUUAAUUCUGCAUGCAUCACCUGAAUAGUGCCUGAAGGUCCUGAAACUUUUAUUUUGACAUAAGGAUAUGACGUGUUAGAAUCUGUUCUGUUCCUGCAUUCAAGUUAAAAAGCAAGAGCUCAACACCACUGCUAGUGGUGUUUUUUUUUUUUUUAUGUUGUAGCUUUGAGUAUUUUAAUGCUUCAGUUGCCUCACCUUGUUCUGCUAUAGCAAAACCAAAUGGCAGUUUGUGUCAUUUUUCUGAAAUAAAGAUUGUUUUUGCACAUUA